Ahaetulla prasina is the source of this 2925-nucleotide messenger RNA. It is a transcript of the gene CBLC, whose product is annotated as Cbl proto-oncogene C. Gene Ontology annotation, molecular function: calcium ion binding; phosphotyrosine residue binding; ubiquitin protein ligase activity. The transcript has 11 exons. The coding region runs from base 155 to 1717 and encodes 520 amino acids. Gene Ontology annotation, biological process: negative regulation of epidermal growth factor-activated receptor activity; cell surface receptor signaling pathway. The record is from RefSeq and is a predicted model, not a curated record. Gene Ontology annotation, cellular component: membrane raft; plasma membrane. NCBI's taxonomy places the organism in Eukaryota, Metazoa, Chordata, Lepidosauria, Squamata, Colubridae.
CCUCCAGUUCCCUCCCUCCCUCCCUCCCUUCUUUCUUUCUUUUGAGCUGGUUAGGCUCCUUCCUGGCACACAGCAGUGCCCUCGCCAACUUCCAGGUUGGCAGCAGGAAACUGCCAAGCUCCCUCCUUUCUUUCCCUCACCUGGGAAUUCCAGCAUGGCAAUGGCACCUGGGCCAGCUUGGAUGCCUCGCCGGUCCGGUGCCCACCGUUCUUUGGAGAAAGCCCUCCAGGGGAUAACCAAGCUGCAACAGCUGGUGUGCCAACCUCAGGUAGCACUUCGGAAUAGCCCACCUUACCUGCCGUCCCUCCUGCCUUGCAUCUACCAGCACCUGAGCCUUAUUCGUGAGCAUUACGGGGCCGGUUUGGCCAAGGUUUGGGAAUCAGACUUCUUUCGUGUUUUUAUCCUGAAUCUGCUGGAAAAGAUUAAGCAAACCACGAGGCUAUUCAGAAGAGGAAAAGACAAGGAGGAGAUUUUGCUGGAAGGCUCGGCUGCCAGGAGGAAUCUAACGAAGCUUUCCCUGAUCUUCAGUCAUAUGUUGGCUGAACUACAAGCCGUGUUUCCCAACGGGGUGGACCAAGGCAGCACGUAUCAGCUGAGCAAGCAAGAGGCCCAGGUUUUCUGGAGGGGCACCUGGAGGGAACGGAGCCUGGUUCCCUGGUCUGAAUUUCAAAAAGGUCUCCAGCAAGUCCAUUCGGUAGAUUCUGGUCCGAUGGCCGUAGCUUUGAAGUCCACCAUUGACCUGACCUGCAGUGGCCACAUCUCCAUAUUUGAAUUUGACAUCUUCACUCGUCUCUUCCAGCCUUGGCCAACCCUGUUGAAGAACUGGACUUACCUAGCAGUAACACAUCCAGGUUACAUGGCGUUCCUCACUUACGACGAGGUGAAGGCACGGCUGCAGGUAUAUGUCAACAAACCGGGCAGCUACAUUUUCCGGCUCAGUUGCACCCGGUUGGGCCAGUGGGCAAUCGGCUACGUGACGGCCGAUAGAAGCAUCUUGCAAACCAUCCCACAGAACAAGUCCCUCUUCCAGGCCCUGGUGGAUGGACACAAGGAAGGCUUCUACCUGUAUCCUGAUGGGAAAAACGUGAAUCCGGAUCUGGCAGAAUUGAUGGAAGGCUCUGCUCGAAACCGAAUUAAGGUCUCCCAGGAACAGUUCGAGCUCUACAGCCAGGUGGAAUCCACCUUCCAGCUUUGCAAAAUCUGCGCCGAGAACAACAAGGAUGUUCAAAUCCGGCCGUGCGGGCAUCUUCUCUGCCGGGAAUGCCUUAAGUCGUGGCAGCUUUCAAAAUCCCCCACCUGCCCCUUUUGUCGCCAGACGAUCUGGGGCCACGAAGAUGUCGAGGUCAGCCCUUAUAGCUCCAAAGAGGGCAGCCCUACGACCAAGGACGAGAGCGACGAGGGGGAUCUGGAGGAUGUGGACAUGGUGUUACAACAACUGAUGCUCAUGCGCCAGACUCAAGCGAGAGCAGGUCCCGUUUCAUCUCCCAAUCCGGACUCCGUGUUGCAAACCCCUCCAGUACCUCCAAGACUAGAUCUCCUGCCGCAGAGACCCCCGGCUCUUCCUCUUCCAGACUAUCAAACUGUCUCCCCUUCGGCCCACUGGAUCAGGGAUCGCCCCUUGCCAAGCCUGCCUCAAGAACUCCCUCCGUCCAUCCCGGCAUGGAACACCUCCGCAGCUUCUCCAUUUGAGGAGAGGCGACAGGAAUCCCAGCGAUGAGCUGCUUGCAGACAAUCCGGGAGCAGGGUCGUAUCUGAUCUGCGCUGUCCGAUUGGUGGAAUUGAGUCUGGGGGAGCCCGCCAGCGGCUCUGUCUACUCAGUCCUUCCACAUGGCCAAAGGAAGGAGGAGUUGGCUUACUCACAGUUCUGAUGCUUCACCCAGCUUGCUUUCCAACGGAAGGAAAUCAGCCGAGCAAAAUCAGAUUGUCCUUUUGGAAGGACAAUCGGGAUGUUUUUAGGAAUGUUUUACAUAACACGUGUAUUUUCCUGGAUGAGCUACCAUGAUUUCAUUAUUCUAUCCGGAACUUCGUAAGCAUGGCUAUCACUAAACAUCUGAAGAAUCACACGUCCCUGUUUCGGGAAAAGAGGAUCUACCGGAUAGUAACUACAUGAUCACCAUUCAUGCCUUUUAACAAUCAUUCUCGACCCUUCCUUUGCCACAAAACCCCGUCAAAUACCUUUUGUGGCCACGGACCCUCAAGACUUAAAUCAUAAUAUUUCUUCAAGCCCCAUGAUGACAUCGUAGCCGCGAUGGUGCAGUGGUUAAGCAUCGCAGGCUAACUCUGCCGACUGCCAACAGUUCGAUCCUGACCGGCUCAAGGUUAACUCAGCCAUCCAUCCUUCCGAGGUCUCUAAAAUGAGGACCCAGGUUGUUGGAGGCAACGCGAUGACUCUGUAAACCGCUUACGAAGCGAUACAUAAGUCUACUGCUCUUCCUCUUUCCCUUCUCCUUCCUUCCUCCCUCCCUCCCUCCCUCCCAUCGUUCCAUGGUGCACAGUGGUUAGAGUGCAGCAUUGCAGGCUAACUCUGCCAUCUGCCAGCAGUUCGAUCCUGACCGAUUCAAGGUCGACUCAGCCUUGUGUCCUCGCGAGGUCGGUAAAAUGAGGACCCAGAUUGCUGGGGGGUAAUAUGCUGACUCUGUAAACUGCUUAAAGAGGGCUGUAAAACACCGUGAAAUGGUAUAUAAAUCUAAGUGCUAUUGCUAUUGUCCCCCAGGGCUCCGCCGACCACAAACUGGGGAAGCACUGCAUUAUAGCACAGUCGCCUUAUUCAUUUUGGAAAGAGAGUUGGCUUUUCUAACUUAUUUUUCUCUAGGAAGCUGUACAUUUCUUCUUCAGCAGCUUUUUCUGUUCAAAACCUUACAUCCGGAGGAGAAAGCAUCAGAAUUAAACUUAAGUUGAUCAGCCUUUUUUUUUUUGUAUCUGGAU